Messenger RNA from Oryzias melastigma (Indian medaka), 2757 nucleotides. RefSeq names its product tripartite motif containing 35-28 (gene trim35-28). Gene Ontology annotation, molecular function: protein binding; zinc ion binding. Lineage: Eukaryota; Metazoa; Chordata; Actinopteri; Beloniformes; Adrianichthyidae. The transcript is spliced from 8 exons. The coding region runs from base 242 to 1666 and encodes 474 amino acids. The record is from RefSeq and is a predicted model, not a curated record.
GCUGCACAGACCACUGCUACACUCGCACUAAAAAUGUAGCCACAAGACAACGCGCUCAGGACACCUGUGAGUGCACACACUCAUCCGUUUCCCCUGCAUCAGGCUCCGCCCACCUUAACCGACAGAAGCGGAAGAACAGGCGGAACAAGAAAGGAGAAGGAAGAAGGGGAUAACACGUUUAUUAUACGUAUCUCUGUGUCACAUUUAGGUGUUGAGCAAAUCGAAAGUAAACUGAGGAGCCAUGGCUGAAACCAUGGAGGAGGAAAUGCCGGAAGAGUCUCCUCUCCAGCAGGACCUGUCCUGCCCGGUGUGUCAGGGCAUCUACGAGGACCCCGUGCUGCUGCCGUGCACCCACAGCUUCUGCCGCCGGUGCCUGCAGCGGAGCUGGGAGCACAGCCGCAAGUGUCCGGUCUGCAGAACCAAAUGCGAGGAGUCGCAGGCCGUUUCUAACCGCGCGCUCAACAGCGCGUGCCAGAGCUUCCUGAGUCACACGGUGAGGAAGUCGGACCAGAACCGAACCCCCGAGGAAGUCUGCAACAUCCACCUGAAGCCGCUGGAGCUGUACUGUGAGAAGGACGAGGAGCCCGUGUGUGUGGACUGCGUCCCCCUCCACAGCAACCACCGGCUGCUGUCGCUUAAACAGGGAGAGGGCGUCUGCAUGCAAGAGCUUGAAUACAGAGCUAAAAUCUUUGAGAAGAAAAUGGAAACUUUCAAAAAAAUGAACAAGAAGUUCAGCAAUGCAAUGGAAUACGUCAAGUUUCAAGCUGGACAAGCAGAAAACCAGAUCAAGGCAGAGUUUGAGAGGCUCCACGCGGUGCUUACGAGGGAGGAAGCGUUGUGUCUGAACGCACUGGCCUCAGAAGAAACCAAAAAAAUUGAAGAGUUACAGUCUUGUUUGGACAACUUGAACGAGGACAUGAUAAAGUUGGAGGAGCUCAUGGAGGGUCUCAGGAAAGACAUGCAGAAGAUGGAUCUCCCUCUUCUUAAGGAUUUUAGGAUGAUUAAAAGAAAAGCCCAGUGGACUAAAGGCGAGCCUUACGUGCCGACUAACUCCCUUAUAAACAUGGGUUUGCAUGUUGGUUCUCUAGGAUUCAAAAUAUGGAAGAAGAUGCAAGCUGAUAUAAAAUACUAUCCUGUAAUCCUGGAUCCAAAUACGGCCUCCCCGUGGCUUUACUUGAACCCUGACCUUACAAGUGCGAAGGAGAGCCCAGAACGCCUGUCUGUCCCCGAAAACCCAGAGCGCUUCGACCCCUGCGUCUUCGUUCUGGGCGCCGAAGGUUAUUCGUCCGGCAAACACAAAUGGGACGUCUUCGUCGGCAACAUCCCCAAAUGGACCGUGGGAGUGUGCAAAGAGUCCGUGCUCCGUAAAAAGAAGUUUACAGUGUCGCCGGGUCGUGGCGUGUGGGCCAUAGGGCUUAGCAAAGAGAAGUACAUCAUCCACACAGCGGAGCGCACUGAGCUGAAAGUGGAGAAAGGCAUUGAAAAGAUCCGCGUCAAGCUUGACAUUGAUAAAGGAGAGGUGUCUUUUUGGGAUGCAGGCGCAACAAAACACCUGGUCACGCUAACGCAUAAAUUUGAAGAAAAAAUGUUUCCACUGUUCGGCCCUGGGCUUUACACUUCUCCAAUGGAGCUGCCUGCAGGAAAAAUAGCCGUGCAUACAUCUUAAAAGAGCAACAGAUCACAGCAGAAUAGCAGUUUACAUCAUCUACAUGGUUUCAAAUAUAGUCAUUUCUUUGGAAUUAACACACUUGUUAGAUCAACUUCACAACACUACUCUAAACAGCUGUUACUUCCAAAAAAGUAGCUAAAUAAAUAAAAAAACAUGCCUAAUAAACCAAAGGAAGAUGUAUAUAGAAAUAAUGGAGAUUACUUAAAGAUUACCUUUUUAGAAAUCAGUUAUUGAACAUAUUUCAUGCUACUAACCCAAAAGCAGUCUUAAAAAUAAGCCAAAAAAACGUGGUCUCCUGCAUUUUUAGUGAUGGUACGGACGCUUUUCUGCAUAUCGUAUAUAUGUGAAAAGUAUCUGACUGAUUGAGGAGAUUGUUUUUAUUAUUGUGCCUUCAUUUUUUUUAUUUUUGUUUGUUUUUUUGUCUAAUAUGUUCAAAGCAACGUUUUUGUUGCUUUUAUUGGCAGAUAGACCACAAUGAACAAACAAAUGGCAUUUAAUUUGUCCUAAGAGAGGUGAUAUAAAAACCUAAUUUUCUAAUGCUUUUUUUUUUGCCUUCUAGUUCAGCGUGAACAAAAUAAAUGGUAUGUGGUAAUGUCUGGGGGAUUGAUUUAGCAUUGAAAUAUAUUUUAGGUUUUUAAAUUUACAACAUGUCAAAAGUCGUUUUAAUGUGAAAUUUGAUAGAAAUCAAGGUUUUUUUUUUUGGAAGAAAAAAGGGUUGUGCUUAUUUCUUCUUUUUCAAAUGUAUUUAAAAUUGUUUUCUAUGCUUUUCCCUCAUUUUUGCAGCUUUUAAUUUCACUUUUUUUUAAUUUGGUGAAGGGUGAGUAAUUUAGGACUCUAUGCAAAUAUUUUGUUUUUGGAUCAUUAUACAACAUAUAUUUGAGCUUAUAAACGAUUUUUUUUAUCAGCUUUUAAUUUGUUCAUUGAAAAUAAAUGUUAUUGCCACAAAAUAGAACUAAAUACAUUGAUAUUAAGCUUGGUUUCGGGCUUUUUCUUCAAUUAAAAUCAACAUCUUGGUACAAACACUCAAAUGUACAUUUAAAAAACUACCGGAUACUUGCAUAUUAAAUAAAGCAGUAUUUUAAACAACA